ACCCGCAAUCCCUGCAGUUGAUCCUCUCCGUUGUCGGAUAGGUACUUUGGUUUGUGCUUCCGAACGGAUCGCCAGAGUCGUUUCGUGACUCAUAAUCACCGCGGAAGUCAAUUGCACCCAAUCAUUUUCCAUCUGCUGGUAUAUUAGCUUGGUCCUGGCCACACACGCAAACUACACCUACACCAAAUCAACUUCGCAAUAAUGGGUUCCAUUGCGCCUUCUUUGCCUGAGCUUGACGCCUCGGCCGUCAAGGUCACCCGCUCGACCAAUCUCCGCGAUGUGCCUCUUCCUGGCUCCGCAGAGGAGUUGAGCCACUCCUACUGCACCGACCAUAUGGUCACUGCCCGCUGGACCGUGACCAAUGGCUGGGAGGCGCCCGAAGUGAGGCCGUUCGAGAACCUCAGCAUCCCGCCCACAGCUUCCUGCCUGCACUAUGCUACCGAGUGUUUCGAGGGUAUGAAGGUAUACCGGGGGUUUGAUGGCAAGUUGCGCCUGUUUCGGCCGGACUGCAAUGGAGAGCGUCUGGUGAACAGCGCUAAGCGGUCUUCGUUGCCCGGAUUCCGGUACCAGGAACUCAAGCGUCUCAUUGCCAAGUUGAUGGAGAUCGACGGACCCCGUUGGCUGCCCAAGGAUCAGCCCGGUCGUUUCCUCUAUCUCCGCCCUGCGAUGAUCGGUAGCGGCCCACACUUGGGCGUUCAGAAACCCAAGGAAGCCCUCCUCUUCGUCAUUGCCGUGCCGUGGCCCGAUCCGUCCAAGAAGAAGACCGAUCAGCCUGGUAUUCCGUACGGUCUGAAGCUUUACGCUUCUCAGCCCGACACUAUCCGUGCUUGGCCUGGUGGUUUCGGAUACGCGAAGCUCGGCGCGAACUAUGGUCCAUCGUUGGUGGCCCACAGCCAGGCCCAGGAGCUUGGUUUUGACCAGGUCCUUUGGCUGUUCGGUGAGGACCGCCAGGUUACCGAGGCAGGCGCUAGCAACUUCUUCAUUGUGUGGGAGAACAAGGAGAGUGGAAAGCUUGAGCUGGUCACCCCUACGCUGGACAACCAGCUGAUCCUUCCUGGUGUCACUCGUCGCAGUGUCCUGGAAUUGGCACGGACGCGUCUGUCCCAGUCCGUCGGAAAGCUUGCGGCGGUUGAUGUUGUGGAGAAGCAGUUCACGAUCGAUGAUGUCCAGAAGGCUUGGGAGGAGGGACGUAUCGUUGAGGCGUUCGUCUGCGGUACUGCUUACUUCGUCACCCCCAUCAAGCUCAUCCGCAACGGAGACGUGGAUAUGAACAUGCAGGAGGCUGGUGCGGAGCGCGCCGGAUAUUCGACUCAGAUCAAGUCCUGGCUGGAGGCCAUCAUGUUCGGCAUGAAGGGCGAGGAGGCCCACGAGUGGGGAUAUGUCAUUGAGAACGAAGCUGAGCAGUAAAAGAUGUGCGUUCUAGCAAAUGAGUAAUGUCAAAAAAGAGCCCGCUGGAUGGACUCGUGCAAGAGCAGAAAAAGGGCGAGUUGGAGAUUAUUGGCGCGGGGCGGGAGGUUGCAACGAUUUACUUACUGUAUAUACCAUUUCAGACCUUCUAGACUACUAGAUAACUAGGAUAGACUCAUG
This is a messenger RNA of Aspergillus sclerotioniger CBS 115572, 1587 nucleotides long. Its product is annotated as branched-chain amino acid aminotransferase, cytosolic. Gene Ontology annotation, molecular function: branched-chain-amino-acid:2-oxoglutarate transaminase activity. The record is from RefSeq and is a predicted model, not a curated record. Gene Ontology annotation, cellular component: mitochondrion. Bases 202 to 1407 code for a protein of 401 amino acids. Lineage: Eukaryota; Fungi; Ascomycota; Eurotiomycetes; Eurotiales; Aspergillaceae. Gene Ontology annotation, biological process: L-valine biosynthetic process; L-leucine biosynthetic process. The transcript is spliced from 3 exons.